AUUUUGGUUAAAAUAUUCAAAAUGGCGGACGGAGGAGCAGCGAGUCAAGAUGAGAGUUCGGCGGCGGCGGUGGCGGCAGCGGCAGCUGUAGGAGCUUAAAUGCUGUCCAGCAUCACCAGAUACUUGUGGCUGCAGUACUCUUCAGACUCAAGAAUGAACAAUCCGUCAGAAACCAGUAAACCAUCAAUGGAAAGUGGGGAUGGGAACACAGGCACGCAAACAAAUGGCCUGGACUUUCAAAAGCAGCCGGUGCCUGUCGGAGGAGCAAUCUCUACAGCCCAGGCCCAGGCCUUCCUCGGGCACCUUCAUCAGGUCCAGCUCGCUGGAACAAGUUUACAGGCUGCUGCUCAGUCCUUAAAUGUACAGUCUAAAUCUAAUGAAGAAUCUGGGGACUCUCAGCAGCCAAGCCAGCCUUCCCAGCAGCCUUCAGUGCAGGCGGCCAUACCCCAGACCCAGCUCAUGCUGGCCGGAGGACAGAUCACUGGGCUCACGUUGACGCCAGCCCAGCAACAGUUAUUGCUACAACAGGCGCAGGCACAGUUGCUGGCAGCUGCAGUGCAGCAUUCAGCCAGUCAGCAGCACAGCGCUGCUGGUGCCACCAUCUCGGCCUCUGCUGCAACGCCGAUGACGCAGAUCCCUCUAUCUCAGCCAAUACAGAUUGCACAGGAUUUGCAGCACUUGCAGCAGCUUCAGCAGCAGAAUCUCAACCUGCAACAGUUUGUGUUGGUGCAUCCAACAACCAACUUGCAGCCAGCACAGUUCAUCAUCUCACAAACACCGCAGGGGCAGCAGGGUCUCCUGCAAGCGCAGAAUCUCUUAACGCAACUACCUCAGCAAAGCCAAGCCAACCUCCUGCAGUCUCAGCCAAGCAUCACCCUUGCCUCGCAGCCAGCAACCCCAACACGCACAAUAGCAGCGACCCCCAUUCAGCCACUUCCACAGAGCCAGUCAACACCAAAGCGAAUCGACACUCCUAGCUUGGAGGAGCCCAGUGACCUUGAGGAGCUUGAGCAGUUUGCCAAGACUUUCAAACAAAGACGGAUCAAACUUGGAUUCACUCAGGGUGAUGUUGGGCUCGCUAUGGGCAAACUCUAUGGAAAUGACUUCAGCCAAACUACCAUCUCUCGCUUUGAAGCCUUGAACCUCAGCUUUAAGAACAUGUGCAAGUUAAAGCCACUUCUGGAAAAGUGGCUCAAUGAUGCAGAAAACCUCUCGUCUGAUUCAACUCUCUCCAGCCCAAGUGCCCUGAAUUCUCCAGGGCUGGGGAUUGAAGGCUUGAACCGUAGGAGGAAGAAACGCACCAGCAUAGAGACCAACAUACGUGUGGCCUUAGAGAAGAGUUUCCUGGAGAACCAAAAGCCUACCUCGGAUGAGAUCACCAUGAUAGCUGACCAGCUAAACAUGGAGAAGGAGGUGAUCCGCGUUUGGUUCUGUAACCGGCGCCAGAAGGAGAAAAGGAUCAACCCACCCAGCAGUGGUGGAACCAGCAGCUCGCCCAUCAAAGCAAUUUUCCCUUGCCCAACCUCACUGGUGGCAACCACACCAAGCCUUGUGACUAGCAGUGCAGCUACAACCCUGACAGUCAAUCCUGUGCUCCCUCUGACCAGUCCUGCUGUAACUAGUCUGUCAGUCACAGGCACAACAGAAACCACCUCCAACAACACAGCAACAGUGAUUUCAACAGCACCUCCAGCUUCUUCAGCAGUGACAUCACCCUCCCUGAGUCCUUCCCCUUCUGCCUCAGCCUCCACUUCGGAGGCAUCCAGUGCCAGUGAGACCAGCACAACACAGACAACCUCCACUCCUUUGUCCUCCCCUCUUGGGACCAGCCAGGUGAUGGUAACGGCAUCAGGGUUGCAAACAGCGGCAGCAGCCGCAUUACAAGGAGCUGCACAGUUGCCUGCAAAUGCAAGUCUUGCUGCCAUGGCUGCUGCAGCUGGACUAAACCCAGGCUUGAUGGCAUCCUCGCAGUUUGCAGCUGGAGGUGCCUUACUCAGUCUCAAUCCAGGGACGUUAGGUGGUGCUCUCAGCCCAGCCCUGAUGAGCAACAGUACACUGGCAACUAUUCAAGCUCUUGCAUCUGGUGGCUCUCUUCCAAUAACAUCACUGGAUGCAACUGGAAACUUGGUGUUUGCCAAUGCUGGAGGUACUCCUAACAUCGUAACUGCCCCUCUGUUCCUGAACCCUCAGAACCUUUCUCUGCUCACCAGCAACCCGGUUAGUUUGGUCUCUGCAGCUGCAGCCUCCGCAGGGGCCUCUGGACCAGUCGCCAGCCUUCACGCCACCUCCACCUCAGCCGAGUCCAUCCAGAACUCUCUCCUCACGGUGGCCUCUGCGAGCGGGGCCACGUCCACCACCACUACUGCCUCCAAGGCACAGUGAGCUGGGCUGAGCUGUGCUGCCAGCAGCCUGUUUCACUGUGCGGUGGGAUUGGCUGCCAGCGGGGUUUAUAAACUGAAAAUGUGAUGGGCAUCCUCUCACCGUGUUGCUGGGGACAAGGGAGAGAAGGAAAAAUAUAAAAAACAAAAGCAAAACAGGAAGGAUUUAAAGCUGGGACAGACAUUUGCCUAAUUUUAUAAUAAACACUGUCUUUUCAGGAUCGCUUCAUGGAUCGGAGAACUUUCUAACCAAAAAUGUAAAAAAAAACAAAAAACAAAAAACAAAAAAAACCACAAAAAAAGCGAAAGGACUACUUAUCAUUUCCAGCAGUCACAAUGACAAGUUAAGGUGGGUUAUCAGCUCAAACAUAGGAAGGGGAUUUCUUGUUUCUUUUUGGUCUAAAUAUCUUUCUUUUUUAAUUAUCAUUUUAUAGGUCUGUUGUACAGGCCAUUAUGUCAUACAAGGUGUUUAUAAUCGUAUCAAUCGUGUUGGGGGUUCCUUUCUUAACUGGUACAACUUAGGCAGGCCUGUAUUACUGGUGUAUCUCUAUUAUUAUUAUUAUGAUUAUUAUUAUUAUUAUUUUUAUAUGUAUAGUUUGGACGCAUUUGUCUUUUGCUCCUGGAUUAUUUUCAGCGAGCUCCCACACCACGGGGGGAGGGCGGGAGGGUGGAGAGGACGAAUGGAGCACAAAUAGACUUUCUGUCCUAAUCUUCUGGGAAUGUUCUGAACAGUUUCCUCAUCCUUGAAUUUGCCUAAUGGUUACUUGUAGGGGUCAGAAGAAUUUAUGUUCAUCAUUUAGGCAGGAAGCUCAGUGUAGCAGUAGAGAUCAUUGUGUGCAAACUUCCAGGCUGGUCUAUGCUUUUUAGGCAGAGGUAGGAAUUAGUUCCAAACUGCAGUUCUCCUUCUGUCAAUUAUUUAGAGGAAAAUGGCCAAAUUCUGCUCUUAGCUUUGUGUGCAUGGUUUCUUUUUACUUCAGAGAGUGGGAUUUGACCUCCUGGGUCUAGAUUGUGUGACAUACCGAUGACUGUUCUGUUCUAUUGAUUUGAUUUUGCUGUUAAGAGCAUACACAAAUAUUUUUAAAAUGUCAACUUACCCAAGCUAAUUGGCAGUAUGUAAAGCAGCAUUUACAGUCCUAGAUUCCCACCAGGUGAAUUGGUACAUGAUUUCAAAAGGUCAGAUUCUCCCUAUUCACAGCAAUAUUCCUUUUCUAUUAAUUCUGAUGCUUCCAACAUUGUAUUUAGAAAAACUUUCUGGUAAAAAAGUACUUCUGGCUGCAAAACACAGAAGCCAACAAUAUGAGAACAGAAGUUACCAUCGUUUAUGCCAGCACAAUAGAGCUGACUCUGGGGCUUUGCACAUACUUGGGUGAUCUCAUGUAGUCUCUGAGCUGUGAUGCUGCUAGCUAUGUAAAAACGGCAAUAAGCAUCUCUGACCCAGAGCGUCAGGGCUUGCCUGCCACUGUAACUAUCUUUUCAAGGUUGAUUCUGAUCCAUGUAGCAAAGGAUAUUUACGUGGAUGAGGAAGACGAACUGUACAGAAGUUAGAUCUGUAUAUUCUUAAAUAUACAAUCUAGUAUCUGAACCAAAAAAAAGAUUUUUAAAAAGAGAAGACUGGAUCACUGCAAUGCAGUUCACUUUGAACUUUCCAUUCCUGAUGGAUUUAAAGGUUUCUGCCAUGUGUAUAAAACUAAAUUUCUUUUAGCUAGCAAGGGUAUUAGAAGAGUCCCUUUCCCCCCACCCCCUUUUCUUUUGUCACCAGAGUGUCCUAAAAUAAUGAGCUGAUGCAGCUAUGUUCAUUUUGUUGAUAAUUCAGGGGGAUCCUGGAGCUUCUCAUCCAAGAUCCAGAAGGCAGCAACUUUAAACUCUACAUAUGCUUUGGUUUGUGACCUAAGCAUGUGGGAUUUGCGUUUGCACUCAAGUGGCAGAACCCCUUAUCUCUCCCCCCACCGCCGUGUUUUUGCUCUGUUCAUCUCUUACUCUCCACCUUCCUGUUUUACUGAAUAUUUAAACCAAUUAUCCCUAAAACUUCAAAACUAGUGAACUGCAAGCAGGGAAACUAACAAAUGUCCGUCCACCGUUUCUAAUGUGUUUUUGAUUUUUUUAUGUUUUAUUUUUUUAAAACUAAGCUUGAACCAAAGUCAAUUUCUAGCGAGCUGCUGUACUAAUGGACUAGUUUGUAUAAGUGCAGUUCAGAUGCAGAGAGGCGAUAGAUGCUACUGACAAUUUCUUUUUCAUUUGUCUUUUGUUUUUAUUAAUUUUAUAUAAAAGUUGCUGCUUGUUUUUAAUCUUUUUUUUUUUUUUUUGGUUGGUUGGUAAUUUGUGUUAUCCUUGGGGCAGACUCUUAACUUGAUUUUAAUUUGUAUUCUUUUAUUUGAUGUGUAAAUAGAAUGGCAAUGUCAGGGGAUUGUUAAUCCAACAGGUCCCACCCUCAUCCCACCAGUAUGGAUAAAUCUAAGUAUUUUUGAUGUGUCUCUAUGACUUCAGGCUGUGCAGGAGACUUUUAGGGCUAUGAAUAAUACUGCAGAAAUGGAAAUGGCCCACAGUAAUAGCUUCAGAGCAGUAAAAGGUAUAGCUGGGUGAGCUUCAGGGAGGUAAGGAAGAAGUGGAAGAGGAGAUGCUGGUACCCACUAUGUUGGUCUGGAGGCCAUAGCAUGGACUACAGUUUCUACCAAAGGAAUGCAAGUCCCUGGGACUUGUGUUCAGUGAAGUAAGAGGAUGGGGAAAACUGGAGCUAUAAUGUUCCUUCCUGACUCUGAAAGUCCCUGCUUACUUUCAUGCCUGUGCAAAAAUACGAUUUAUCAGGAAGGUUUUUUUCUUAAAGGAGGGUUACUACCGAUAUAUCCUCUACUCCUUAAGGGUUUUGUGGCAGGGUGGGGGGGCAUAGUCCUUGCGUAUAUCUAGGAAACACAAAGAAAGGUGGGCCUUAAAUCAGCGGAAAAUCCUCUCUCUACAGUUCAAAGAGACUGUGCCAUUAGCUGUCUGAAUGAGUUUUCAUGUCCCAUUCUUGCUGGUUUGUGGUUGGGAGAGGGUCUUGUUGAGUACAUAUCUGGAACACUAAUGCAGCUUGGAUGGUUUAUUUAUUAUAAAAAUCUGCUUUUUUUCCUGACUACCUUUGCAUUGGUCACAUGGCUUUGGUGUGAGCACCUUAUACCCCCUUACCCUCCUCCUCUCUACCCCAUCACCCUCUCUGGGGCCCAGAUUCCAGGGAAUUUCUUAGCAAGUCUUUUUCUGAGAGAAACUGGAAACUUGGAGUAGCCACAUAUCCAGAAAGGGCUUGGUUUUGCUUGCAGAAGCUGACAUAAUACCCAAACAGCACAUAUCCCAUGGUGUCCAUCACCAACGUGCUCUGAUUCAUUGUCCUAAAACAUCCCAAUGACUGACUUGCUCCUGGAGCCUGCUUUUCAUCCCUAGCAGUGUUUUGUCUCAUGGAUACUGGCUACCUGCAGUGUUUAGGUGAAAGGUAGAAAUCAGAUUGGCAGUGGGUGUACAUCUGCCUAGUUAGAGUGCAUAUGCUCCUUCAGAGCAUGAAAGGAAUAUGAGAUAAUGUACUAGAAUUUAGCAGAAGUUUGUUUUUUAGAUCAUAAGCAUGUUGACAGCAGAAAUUGAUGCAUCUGAAAAGAGAUACUAACAAUUGUAUACAGACCUAGUAAAUAUGAUCAGAAGGAAUUUCAUAGCAUGUUAGAAAAGAAUAAUAGCAUCUCUUUUUCAGAGCUCCAUGUCUUCGUAUUUAAAGAUGUGUGCGUUGCUUUUCUUUCAUAGUUGCAAGCAUGCCAAAGUACAUAUGCAGGAAAAGAGAAGGUGAAAAACUCUCUCAUUAUAGCCAAGGACAGUUAGCUCAAAAAGCGAGAGAUUUACAGAGACACAAAUACAGAUAUGCUCUGAAGGUCAAGAACAAUUUAGGAAAUAGCUUCAGGAUGAGGUGUUGUAGGCUAGUGACGAAAUUUUUGCUGAUGUUAAGAAAAUGUAUCCCAGUUUGGCUUUAGCACACUUGAUCUCCUCAGAACCUGCUCUCCGUAGCCACCAUAGAAUGAUUCAUGAACAGCUCAUAGAAAGUACCCACAGAUAUGGCUGCUUACAAGAGUCACAUCUGUCUAUUUAAAUCUCCUUAAGAGGAUUUAUUUUGUUUCCGAGUUAUUGUGCAGUAUGUUAGUCUAAGUACAUUUUUAUCAUGUUGCUCUGAGAUGGUGUGUAUGUGCAUGCACUCAAAAAAUUGUUGGGGAGAUACCAUGCUUGUUAUGUUCACAAGUACCUGAUUUUUAAGAGAUUUUUUUUCCAGCUCAUAGGCUAGUGUCACUUCAGUUAAUUUUAUUUUUUUUUUUUCUCUUUGGGUAACUUGUGAUGACGCAUCAUUGCUCUGCUACUUCUUAGGAUCCUCUGCUUCAAUAAAUAGUUGUUGAAACACAAAUUAAAUCGGAUUGAAAAAGUCACUUUACCAUGAAUGGGAAAUCUGUGCUCAGCGGAACCAGCAAGGAGAACAUGCUUGAAAGUUAGUUGGAUCUUCAUGUAGGAAUGUGCUGCUGCUGUUGCUCAGUAAUUUUGUUUGAGUGCUAGUGAGAUUAUCUUGUAAGAGAAAACUAAAAUGCCAGAACAUUAAGAGGAAUACAUAUCUUCUGAUGGCUCGAACUGUAGACCUUUUAGGACAUCAGAAACUUCAAGUUUGAAUUUUAUCUUUAAAUGAACAGGCUGACAAAGAGAUUCCCAGUGGAAACAUGAUGUAUUGGAGUUACAGCUUGUGAUUUUUGCACCUUUUAGGUUAAUCAGGGGAAUGCCAACACUGAGCAAAGAAGCUUUCUGCUGAUCUUAACACAUGAGAACAAUUGUCCUCUCAUAGCAUGAUUGCUUUCCAUUUGAGCAAGAGCAAUCCACUGCCUCUACUUUUACCCAUUAUUUUAAUUUUGCAUACUUUACAGUGAGCAUUAAAUGUAGACAAAAAUUUUAUACUUCUGAUCUUUUGGUAUCUUGCAAAAUCUUUUAGGAUAAUUAAUUCCUUUUUUUUUUAAAAAAAAAAAAAAAGCAUAGAAAUAACCAGUUUUGCUCAGGGGGCAGUAAGAGAAUGACUGUUGCCAAAACAUGUUAGAGAAAAUUCUCUGUGUGCAUCCAUGCCAAUGAUUGUGUGAGUAAUAGAAAAUUUCUUUUUUUUUACUUCUGUCGGAACUAUAACCUAAUGUUUUGGGUUGUUCUAAUGUUUAAAUGUCAUCUCUGUAGGCCUUGUGGUGUGCUUUGGCUCAGCACACAUUUCUGCAGUUGAGUUAUAUUCCCUCUUUCUUUGUUGCAAAUGGAGCAGAACACUCAUUACAGCUGGAACCAUACCACAGAUACUAAACCAAAGCAACAUCUAAUUUACCUUAAAUAUCAAUUGAUAUUUUCUUAGAUAAAAAUUUACUUUACAAAAUCAUCUUAGAGAGACAAGUAGCUUCUCAUGGUCAUUAGUGUGUUUUGGGACAGACAAAAUAGUGCAUCUGGUCCAAACUGUCAGUGAUACUUGGUUUUAAACCAGAAGUUCAAAAUGUAGAUCUACUUAUUGCCACGUUAACUUUAUUAAGAGUCACUGUUCCCUAUUCCUGUUCUACCUGAAAUGGUUAAAUGAUGUUUAUCUGCAGGGUAUACCUGUUGGAUGUACACCUGACUGUUGCCUAGGGUGGAGUGUUACUGAAGGAGUAAGCUAGCCUGCUCGCCCCCACUGGGUUUGCAGUUGUCAGUCCUCACACAGCCAGCUCAAAUUUCUUUAUAUUUUUGCAACCAAUACCUCUUACCUCUCCCUCCCUUUCCAAAAUACUAUAGCGAUACAGAAUUCAAGAUACAUACCUUGCAGAGGUUCUACCCUUUUCAGUCAUUAAAUCUCACUGCUAUUGCUGCUUGUGAGUCUUGCUCUUCUCUCCAGCAGGGAGACCCCUAAAAUACGUUAAAGAUUUUUGACAGAGGAGGCUUUGUCAUAAAGUUAUUGACUCAUGGUUUGCAAUUUCUUAAAAUGUUCAUAUCUUUGGCUGUGUGAUCUGAACGGCACCUGGUUGCCUAUAUGUCAGCACAAGUAGUUUCAGUGCUUUUGGAACAAUGAAAAGAAGCGACUCUUGUACUUGGAUAUCUUCACAGGCAAACACACAGAGUAAUGCAUGAAAAAGAACUUGAUAUUUUUUCAGCUUCUCUGUCUUCAUUGAAUCUGUCUGCCACUUUUCACAGGACACUUUUAGUGGGUACAUGCUCUGAGCUUUUACCCCCAUGGGAUGCUGUUAGGAGGGCGUUAGGAAGAUUGCACUGGAAUUACAAAUAGUUUGACUGUGGGAGAAAAGACACGUUUUAGUUGAGUAGACAAAUAAGAUCAGCACGUAGGACGUAUCAGGUGCUACUUUUCUGACUGAAUUCCUAAAACCGAAGCAAGUACUGGGCUUUGUCUUGAGGCUGCUUUUAGCUCUGUCUGCAAUACCUUGCUAAGAACCGUCCGUAACUGGAAUAAUCUGGGCCCCCUCCCUCCUUCCUCCCCCCUCCCUCCUUGUUCCUUCCCCCAUCUUCCCUCAGCGAAAGGUAGCACCAUACAGCUCUGAGAACAAUACUUGUGGGUAGCAGCUGGCUUCUGGCACCUUCAUAAAAUACCUCAGCAUAGCUUAGCAUUGUCGCAGAACUGGUUUUAAACUGAAAAAAUCAGAAGAGAAAAGCAAACUUUAUAAAUAGUGGAGAUAAUUCUAGCUGUAGAGUUUAGUUGAACUGAUGUUUAUUAUGAUUGAUAAACAUGAUUAUGCUGUAUGUAUUUGAGAUCCUGUUUAUAGGUUACAACUUUAUAGGGUCGGGUGGGGGCGGGUGGAUGUUGGGGGCAGAGAAGGGGGUUGACUGUGUUAGAAGGAAAAUGUUUGCUCAUGAAUUUUUUUCCUUGUAUCUGUCUUGCCAAAGGAAACAUUUUGUCGCUCCUGGGUUUGGGAUUGUUGUUUGGUUGGUUUAUCUGUGGUCUAAUCUGCAGCACAGCACGUGGUGGCAUGCAGGUUAUUGAUUGGGUUGCUGUUCAGGGUCCUUUUGAGUGUGCGCACACUUCCCUCCCUCUUGGCCUUUCCUUGCCCUUCGCUGGGAUCUAAAGAUGAGGCAACGCGUAUCCGCGAGGCUCGGGGGAAAGAAGAUGGCUGUACUGGGUUAGAAUCAACCUAGGUGGUGUAAAUCCAUUUCAGUUAGUUGAGUUGCUCCAGAGCUGAACUGGGUCCGUUGUGUUUAACUUCGGGGAGGGAGAAGAAUGGUUGUCGCAUCUUAAUCUAUCUGGGAGAGCAAAAGUGAAACAGGUUCCUUUUAUCCCCCUUGUCUUGUUACUGAAUGUAGGGCUUGUAGUGCUUGAUAAUAGGUGGAAAACUUUUUAAACACUUCCUUUUCUAAUAGCAAUGCUAAUCCUGUCUAGACCAAAAACUAUGAAAGAAAAAACCAAACUGAGAAGUGAAAGCUAACCUACUCCUAACACCUGGCUGGUGUGCUUGAAAGGGUUGAAAUACUGUGAGACGGUCGUGGGAGAGGAGCUUUGAGGGGUUGUUGGCGAGGGAGUGGGUCGUUCUCCUGGCAUAUGUCUUGCUGUUGCGGUGGGAGUAGCGGAAGAGCGAGUGGUUAUUGCCUUGGGGAGGGUGUUGCAGCCCCCUCCAUCUGGACCCAAGGCUCCCUUCUCGUUUCCCUUCGAGGCUGAUGGAGUGGGGGAAGAGGGGAGGGGUGUGCGUGGGUGUGUGUGCAAGUGCAUGUGUGCGCAAGCGUGUGCGCCUGGCUGUGUGUGGUGAUGGAGAGAGAGAGGUGGGUUUCUAAAGGAGCUCGGCUCCACUGGGGUGGGAGAAUUCCCAGUGGCCUCGUAGAGAACCAAAGGCACUCAUACGUUGUCAGCUCUGCUGUUCCCAGAGCGGGUAAGAGGAAAAGCUGGGUGGGGUUUUGUUGAGCUUCGGGUCAGUGUCCCUUUCUGUAAGGACCUCAUCUCUUGUGGGUGCUCCCACCUUUUCUGCAUAGAGUUGCUUUUGCUCUGUGAGGAUAAAGGGUGUGUGGGGCUUGCCCCGUGCUGCAGGUCUUAGGCUGAUGUUGGGAUACAGUCAGGGAAAACUGUUUCUUUCCUUCGAAUGUGGAAGCAGUGUAGUCCAAGGUCAGAGUCUGUUCAACAGCUUUUGCGUAUGUGGUCUUUCUCUUAAGGGAGGGACCUUGAAGACUCCUUUCUUUGCUCCCCAAAGUAGCCUUGUACAUGUUCAUGUAUAGUGCUAUUGGGCUGAGUUGUUUUAUCAGUGAACUUGGUGAGCUCUUGUGAAGAAAGGGAGGGAGGGAGAGGUGGGUUGUCCAGCUACUCUUCCUCUGGACACCAAUCGGGUUGCAGAACUUCACUGAAAGCUUUACUAAUAGAAUUGUUGUUCUGACAUUAUGUAAAAGUGGUAUUAAUAUUGUGUGACUUUUCAAAGAGCUAGUUAGAUUUAUAGAUAGGUAAUAGGGAUAUUGAAGAAAUGACUUCUCAAAGAAAAGAGCACUUGGAACAAAAGAAGUGGAAAACAAGGUGUGCUUUAAGGAAAACAAAUCUGAGGAAGGAAAUGAAACAGCUUGUGGGUAGGCGAGGGAAGAUGAUACCCCUUGGCGUUCCUUAGCACUGCUGAGGCUCAGCCCCAGAACUGGAACAUACCCCCUCUGCCUUAUUUCAUCUCUCUACCAAACAGGACAUUGUCAAGUAGCUCAGACCAAAAUGCUGAUCUGUCUUAAAACUGUGUCGGUCUGCUGGUGAAUAUUCUCUGGCAGAGCUUUACAUAAAACCGUAAGAUACUUAAUUUAUCACGUUAGCUUCCCCUUUCCUCCCAAAAUUCUCUUAUCUGUUGUAGGCCCCACUUCAGGAUUCAUACUGCCUUUGCCGAAUUUUGUAGCAGCAGCUACUUAAGCCCUAUUCCCUGAACGUGAGAACGUUGUGCGCGGAUGAAGCUGGCAUGUUGCGGUGCUAUAGAAAUCUGAAAUUCUUAAACGGAAGGAAUCCUAAGACAUUGGAAACGGCAUGCCAAGGGGCAAAUCGUGGAGAUCGCGCAACCCCCUUGAGAAACAAUUUAGGACAAGAGCACCUGUGACAGUGUCCUGAGAACAAGGCAGUUGAGACAAAACCUUUAGUUCUUCCCCCGUCCACUCUGUAUGUGUCGGCCUCUGUGACCCUGGUGCUCCCUGCACCCAAGCGAGUCCGAGGAAAACGCAAUGCGAAAGACGUGGAGAUCAGCGCCGCUCCCUGCGAGUUCCUGGGGAGCUGGACUGGGCCUCCCUGUGAAACGGGGAGGGGAAGGGAUCGCUGCAGAGCCGCCCGCGGGUGGUCUGAAGAGGUCUGGAGCAGCGCUGGUGCCCGUGGGGCGCCUCGCGUGCCAGCAGUCUGCGGGAAGGACCCGGGCAGUAACUUCUUUGUCCCCACCAGUGCUGUUGUUCCAUUUCCUUCCUCUGUGGUAGUAUCUAAGGCUAGGUGUGAGUAGGUGUGGGGUGUUUAUCCGCCACAGGUACAGGAGCUGUCGUAUACCUCAUUUCUAACUCGUAACUGAGUAACUUGCUUUAACUUUCUCCAAACCCUACAGAGUUGCCAAGUCUGCCCUCCCUCCUUUGAUUAACACUGAACUCUGGCCUAUAGCACCCCGUGACCUGCAACCUGGGGAGUGACCCCCUAACGCCUCUGAAUGUCGCUGCUUAAAAGCUACUGCAAAGUGAGGGCAAAUUGCAAUCUUAUCUUAUUUCCUUUGGUUACAAGGGGUCCUCUUGAUUAGUCUGUGAAUAUCCACUCCCUCCCCUCCACUCUCCACGGAAGAGGGCUGCCCAGGCUGCCUUUCCCCCACCCCGGGGCAGCUGCCCCCAGGCUGUGCUGAACCCCAGGGCCCAGAGGCGCUCUCAGCCCAGUGCUGUGUACACGCUACUCACUUUUUAACAUGACCAAAAAAAAAAGGAAAAAAAGAAAAGAAAUCUCCAAAUAUUUAAUUUUCUUCUUUAUUAUUUGACAAUCCUGUAUCCCUUCCCUGCUCCCCAACCUGGCCAGAAGCUGCAUCCUUAACCCGGUCCAUCUUUAUUUGAAUGUAGUUCCCCUACCCCUAUGGGAAAGAGAAGCUUUGUCAGGUCACGGUGGCUGCUAUAAGUCGGGAGGGGGCGGUUUCUUUGUUUUGUUUUGUUCUUUUAAAAUUUCCAGCCAAAACCAAAGAUUUCCUAAUGAUUGUAUAAACUCAAAACAAACAAACAAACCAAAGACAAAGGGUGUCUUCAGCACCAAGCCCAUCUGUGAGGCCGGCCUGGCUGGGGUGAGGGUCUCUGCCAGCUGCCAGCCUGGGGGGGCUGCCCCGGGCGAGGGGGCACUGCCCUGGGCCCUGGGCCCAGCCUCCGAAAGGCCCCGGGAAGAAACUCGCUGCCCUGGGGCAAAAUCUGGGGCGCAGGUGCUGGGAGGGAUGGCUGGGGGCUUUGCAGGUGGGUUGAGGAGCUGAAGACUUGGGUGCAGGAUUGGCUGCUCUGCUGGGUGCUUUAACCCUCUGGGGGCUGGGUGAUGUUGAUUAAUACACGCUGAGGUGCACUUCUGAGCUUCCCCCCUCCCCCCGUCACUGCUUGGAAGAGGCUGUCCUGUUGUGAGAAAUCCCUGAAAGAAGCAGCAGCUGCUUUUCAUUUCUCCUCUAGUUCCUUUUUUCUAGAUUUCUUUUAUUUUUGCAGCACCACUGUGCAACUAUGCAUUGUAUUUCUCAACCUUUUAUGCUAGGUAGAUGCCUGUGACUUUUUAACUUUUUGGGGGGGGAUUGCAAAUGGAGGAACUUUUUACAUGGAUCUUUUUAAUCUCAGUUGAUUGGGGGGUGUUUGGUUCUAGGGUCAUACAAGCUCUAUCCCAAAGCAAAAUCCAAAUGUUAAUAUUAUUAGCCUGAUGCAGAUACCAAAGAUAAUUUCUUUCCUGCAGAACCUUAGACUUGUGUAUUAAGUACGAUUACCCAGCACUUGCAUUAGUCUAACCUCAGUAAUUCCAAAGCUUAGAUGUAUAUUUUGGUAUAUUUCUGGGAUAUUAAAAAAUUGUCGUUUAAAUUCUUGUUUGUUUCAGUGUAAUGCUCUUAAAGUCAUAGCAUGGAGAUAACUGAACUUGUCCUAUUCUUAGUAGUUUGAAAUAAUAGUAUUUUUGUAUGUUUUGGGUGUGUCUAUGUAUGUAUUAACAUAACAGUUUUCACUGCCUAGGUGUUCAUAAAUUUAAAAAAAAAAAACAACAACUAAGGGUUUUUAAACUGUACAUAAUAUUCCAUGAGGAAUUUCCACCAGACUGCCAAUUUGGAUCGCAUUUUCACUGACGGCUGCUCCCAACUGGGAUUCUUUCUUUCUUUUUAAAGAGACAGCAUGUUCUUUUUUUUUUCCCCAUUGACCUGAGGUUCUUUCUCAGCAUAAAGGGGUUUUCACUGUUUUUCAGGGAUGGGCCAAAGAGGAAUUAGCUUAAAUUUUGUUUUAAAAAAAUAUUUAACAUGUUAGUUUGAAAACUAACCCUUUGUAUGAAGAAUUGGGAGUUAAUAAACAAGCCCUUUCUUCUAAAUCCGACAAUAGUUUUCAAAGAGAUGAGGAUUUGUGAAUGUCUGUAGCAUCUGGGCAGUCCCUUUUUGCUUCAUUUCUAAGACAGACAAAUUUUCAGUCUUAGUGGUUUCACUACUCUGUGCAAAUGCCUGCUUUACACUGGCUGGGAGGUUUUUUUUUUUUCUCUUGCCCUUCCUCAUAUACUGCAUUUAUAUGCUUCAGGUCAGCAGAACACUUGAAACUGAGGGCCGUAUGGGAAUACCUGUACCCAAACGCAACUCAAGCUUUUCUUGAGACUGAAAUGUGAGAGUCCCACACAUUUCAAAACCUUGCUGAUCACACUAGGGGUGAGGAGGAAGGCGAAAUGCUGUCUCUUUAAAGAUGUCCUUUAUUAUUAUUAUUAUUAUUAUUAUUGUUAUUAUUAUUAUUUUCCCAGUGGUUGCCUACAGAUAGCUGUAGGCAUUGAGAGAUUGUGUAGAUUACAGUAAAUCAGAAUGAAAAGGUAGAUUUUGUGUAGAUGCAUUUGUCUGCUGUAAUUUUUUAUAUAUAUUAAACUUACUGUAAUUGUACAGUUCAUUUCUGUUGUAAACAUCAUUAAACCAUUUUCCAAGUGUUUUAA
Messenger RNA from Harpia harpyja (harpy eagle), 14460 nucleotides. It is a transcript of the gene POU2F1, whose product is annotated as POU class 2 homeobox 1. Bases 100 to 2382 code for a protein of 760 amino acids. Gene Ontology annotation, cellular component: nucleus. The record is from RefSeq and is a predicted model, not a curated record. Gene Ontology annotation, molecular function: DNA-binding transcription factor activity, RNA polymerase II-specific; RNA polymerase II cis-regulatory region sequence-specific DNA binding. NCBI's taxonomy places the organism in Eukaryota, Metazoa, Chordata, Aves, Accipitriformes, Accipitridae. Gene Ontology annotation, biological process: regulation of transcription by RNA polymerase II. The transcript has 17 exons.